CGCCGGGAAGGAAAUUUAGCUUGUGCAGGCGUAGGCUACACCAAAUCCAACGGAGAAGACGACGAAAGGCCGUUGAUCGAUUCUUCUGACCUGAUUUCAUGCCGAUGUUGGUGAUGAGAUAUGUGACCGUCGGAAUUGAUUUCGAUUUUACUUGUCCGGAGUGCGAAUUGUUGGGUUGCGCUCGUUGACUUGUGAUGUUCUAGCUCGUCUGAGAGGAAAGCUUAAUGGGCUGCUUCGGUUGCUGUGGUGGAGAGGAUUUUCGUAGAGCUGCUGAAACUGGGUCGAGGCCGGUGCCCAACACACCAGGUUACAAUGGUGGACACCAUAGAAAAGAAGAUCAGCCCAAGGACCGUCGCCCUGUCAUUGCUAUGCAGCCUAUAGCUGUACCCGCCAUUUCCGCAGAUGAACUGAGGGAUAUAACCGAUAACUAUGGGUCAAAGGCUUUGAUCGGUGAGGGCUCAUAUGGAAGAGUGUUUUAUGGUGUUCUUAAAAGCGGUAAGACGGCCGCCAUCAAGAAGCUGGACUCCAGCAAGCAACCUGAUCAAGAGUUUCUUGCCCAGGUAUCAAUGGUUUCAAGAUUGAGACACGAAAAUGUUGUUGCACUUCUUGGUUACUGCGUUGAUGGCCCUCUCCGAGUUCUUGCUUAUGAGUAUGCUCCUAAUGGUUCUCUUCAUGAUAUCCUUCAUGGUCGGAAAGGUGUCAAAGGAGCGCAACCUGGUCCAGUUCUAUCAUGGCAACAGAGAGUUAAAAUCGCUGUGGGUGCUGCCAGAGGGCUCGAGUACUUGCACGAGAAGACGAGCCCUCCAGUUAUCCACAGAGAUAUCAAAUCCAGCAAUGUCCUUCUGUUUGACGACGACGAUGCCAAGAUCGCCGAUUUCGAUCUGUCCAAUCAAGCCCCCGACAUGGCUGCACGCCUUCACUCGACUCGUGUUCUAGGAACCUUUGGUUAUCACGCACCCGAAUAUGCAAUGACUGGAACAUUGAGCACAAAGAGUGAUGUGUACAGUUUUGGUGUUGUUCUGCUGGAGCUUCUCACGGGUCGUAAACCUGUCGAUCAUACGUUACCGCGUGGACAGCAGAGUCUUGUGACAUGGGCGACGCCUAAGCUGAGUGAAGACAAGGUGAAGCAGUGCGUUGAUGCGAGAUUGAAUGGGGAGUACCCUCCAAAAGCCGUUGCCAAGAUGGCGGCGGUGGCGGCGCUGUGCGUGCAGUACGAGGCGGACUUCAGGCCGAACAUGAGCAUAGUGGUGAAGGCUCUUCAACCUCUUCUCAACCCUCCUCGCUCUGCUCCCCAUACCCCCAACCGUCACCCCAUUCUCUAAUAACCCUCACCUUUCUCUAUCACAAUUAUAAAUUCCCUUUUGAUCGUACUCAAAAUCCUUGUGGUUUCAUUUUCAGAAUUUAAGGAUUGUAUGUGAAUUCUCUCCUUCCCCACUGUUUUGUCUUUUGCAAACAGAAAAAUAUUGCAUUUUACCAUAAUAUAGAAGAAAAUCCAUUGGCGUGUUUAUUUA
Messenger RNA from Tarenaya hassleriana, 1511 nucleotides. RefSeq names its product pto-interacting protein 1-like. Gene Ontology annotation, molecular function: ATP binding; protein kinase activity. The transcript has 9 exons. NCBI's taxonomy places the organism in Eukaryota, Viridiplantae, Streptophyta, Magnoliopsida, Brassicales, Cleomaceae. Gene Ontology annotation, biological process: protein phosphorylation. The coding region runs from base 225 to 1322 and encodes 365 amino acids. The record is from RefSeq and is a predicted model, not a curated record.